GUGUUACUAUACGGAUGUAGCUGUCAACCUUGGUAGCAAUACACUUUAGAGGUUAUGUUUCUUUUACAAAAUUAACGAAUUUUCAUUAAUUUUUCCACUUAUUUAUCAAAAUACCAAAUAUGGACGAGAAACAAGACGGCCCAGUAUUGAAAGAAUUAUUAAAAUACAUAAAAAUAGAAUCAAAAAGUGGGAUUUUGUCAUGUUUAGUACGACUUAAAAAUGAUUCAAAGUGUUACAAGCAAUUUGCCAAAGAUGGAGGAUUAGGCAUUUUAGUAAAUUUACUGCAUUAUCAUAAUACACAAAUAGUGAACAUAACUUUAAGUAUUUUAGCAAACGUUUGCCUGAAUUCAGAUGCAAGAGAAAAGGUCAAAGGAUCUAAAAUAGCAAGUCGCGUGGUUUCUAUAAUAAAGCAUAUCAAACUAGGUAAUAAUAUACACUGCCGUGCUUGUAGACUCAUUGGAAAUUUAUCUGAAAGUGAUUAUCAUGCAAAAUCAUUAUGUGAAGUUGGUGCAAUUCAAGCUUUGGUUGAUCUUUUACAACUAGAUACUUAUGUGCAAACUUACUUAAUGGGUGUCAGGGCAAUAAGGAAUAUUUGGAGUAUAUACGAAGGUAGUAGAGAAGAAAUUUUAGAAUCUGGAGUAAUAUUUAGAAUUACAAGUUUAUUAAUAUUAGCAAAAGAAAAAUUAGAAACAAAUAAAACAGAUAAAAAAUAUAUGGAACUAAUAGAGACCUGUUUAAAAGCCAUGUGUGCUUUUUUGUCCACAUUGGAUCCUCGAGUUGGAAAACAAUUAAGAGGAGGAAAAAAUAUACAGGGUUAUAAGAGUAUUAUACAAUGUUGUGAUAUGCAUAAUAAAGUAGCGAUUAGAUGUUUAUAUAAUCUUUGCCAUAUUACGGAAUGUCGUCCAAUUUUGGGAAAUUUUGGUGCUAUUGAAAGUUUUAUCGUUCUUAUCAAAGAUCGCUUAGAAUUGUCUAAGGAGACAUUAGUCACUUUAUGCCUAUUUUGUGUAGAAGCUAUAAAUCGUGCGAAGGUUAGAAUGGGAUCAGGUUUGGAAUUAAUGUUAUCUUUAUUAAAAGAUAUCAAGAAUGAAAAAUAUCAUGCCAUAUUAUUACAUGCUUUAGCACAAUUUGUCCAUGACGAACCAAGCAUUACUAUAAUGCUAAAGAAUGGUUUGCUUGACGUUUUAGUUACUAGAUUGAAAAAAAUGGCAAUUGAAGCUCAUGAGAAAACGAAUGUUUCAAGAAAACGAAAAAGUGAUACUCCUCCUAAUAAUCAAACACAAUUGAAAUACAUUGCGACAAAUUUAGGAAGAUUUAGUUCAGACUACUAUCGAGAUGAUUGGAGUCCAGGAAGUGCUACUAGUGUUUCCUCUUCGCCUCCUAGUACACCACCGUUACCUUUUUAUGAUUCUAUUGAAAAUGACGAAAAUACCGAAGAUAAUUACAGUCCAGUUUGUAGCGAUACAGAAAUGAUGGAUAACGAAGAUGAACCCCAAGAAGAAGUAGAAUCAUUAAAAAGUUGGAAAUCAGUAACUAUAGAAGUAGAAGAAUCCCAGAAUGUAGAAAAGGAGAGGAAAUUGUGGGAAUGUCCAUACACCUGGGAGUUUGGAAAUUUAUGGGCGUUAUUAUUAUUAAGCCACUUAAGUCUUUCAAAUGAUCCAAUUGAUGGAUUGGCCGAUCCCACGACCAUUGGACCGUUAUUAGCUUACAUUAGACACGGAAAAAAUAUAAGAGCAUCUAGAAUUUUAAAUAGAAUUAUAAGAAAUGGAGCGUAUUUAGUACCAUUAUUAAAACAGGGCUUCGUUUUUGAAGUUCAAACAUUAUGUGGGUCUGAACAUUAUACAAGACAACUGUGCGCCGUAGCAGAAACAGGCGGAGCGAUAGGUGAACUUACAUCUAUAUUGCUUCGCGGAAAGGAAGCUCAUAAAUUGAUUAUCGCAGUCUCGAUACCAUUUAUAAUUAAAUCGCGAGAUAUUCUAAAAUCAUUGCUGAACAAUCACGGUGGUCUUCAAUUAAUAUUUCACAUUCUAUCUGAUCAACAACAUGUCCUUUAUGAAAACGCUAUUUGGUCAAUUUGUCGUCUAGCAAGCACGUUAGAAAUUCAACCUGAGAUUAUAGAAAAAUGUCAAAUCACAGAAACCGCUUCGACUGAUUUUCCUAGAGUAUAUGAUAAUCAUCCGAAACCUGCAACGGUUACAUUCGAACUGGACGAUGGUACGACCGUCGACGCUUGUAGGCAAACAUUGUGUCAAAAAUCAGACGUAUUCUCCGCCAUGCUUGAAGGGAACUUUUCGGAGUCAGGCAAGAAACGUGUCAAAUUGCGAAAUACAUCAAAGGAAGGUCUUAACACGUUGUUACUAGCUGCAAAUGGAGCAACUUUCGAAAAUAGAACUAUCGAAUCUUUAUUGGAUGCGGUGCUACUAGCUGAUAAAUUCCUCAUGGCUGAUAUAUCGGAUAUUCUUACACAAAGUUCUAUCUCCAAGUUGAAUUAUAAAAACUUCAGUAGGGCAUGGAACUGGGCGAGAAUGAAUUCGUGUCACGAACUGAAAUCCUGUUGUGUGAAAAGGUUUCUGACAGCUCAAAUGACAAAUCCUGAAAGAGUCCAAGCGUUUCAGGAUUUUUCUACCACUGGAAGUUUUCAUGAAUUCCUAGACGAAGUAAAGAAAAUCAUUAACAAUGUCUUGUGCCAACGUUAAUGACGAGUUAAUUUUUAUACAAUUGUGAUAUUUAAUAAUGAGGUAAGUGACUGCUUUAAUCAUUUAAUAAACAUUCUCUAAGUAGGAAGCAGUUAAUGAAACUUUUAUAUAAUAAACUGUCUGAGUCAUUCUAUACUUUGAUCAUACUUAUUGUGAAUAUAUUUUAAAACGUGGAAUUGAUGUACAUUAUAAAUAUACAAUUUAUAAAUGUCA
This is a messenger RNA of Frieseomelitta varia, 2906 nucleotides long. RefSeq names its product armadillo repeat-containing protein 5 (gene Rnb). The record is from RefSeq and is a predicted model, not a curated record. Gene Ontology annotation, molecular function: protein binding. Gene Ontology annotation, cellular component: cytosol. The coding region runs from base 120 to 2693 and encodes 857 amino acids. Gene Ontology annotation, biological process: anatomical structure morphogenesis. The transcript is spliced from 6 exons. NCBI's taxonomy places the organism in Eukaryota, Metazoa, Arthropoda, Insecta, Hymenoptera, Apidae.